Messenger RNA from Lolium rigidum, 1300 nucleotides. RefSeq names its product bidirectional sugar transporter SWEET1a-like. The transcript has 6 exons. Gene Ontology annotation, molecular function: sugar transmembrane transporter activity. The record is from RefSeq and is a predicted model, not a curated record. Gene Ontology annotation, cellular component: membrane. Gene Ontology annotation, biological process: carbohydrate transport. NCBI's taxonomy places the organism in Eukaryota, Viridiplantae, Streptophyta, Magnoliopsida, Poales, Poaceae. The coding region runs from base 230 to 1033 and encodes 267 amino acids.
AGAGUCCAGACACACACAUGACGCAUACGCACUGAAAGACAUCGCAUUGGUACACUAGCUCCCUUGUUGCCUAGCGCAGUACUGAAACUGAGCGUUGAGAGCUGGGCGGUACUCGGUGCAGUACGCCAGUACCCGUCUCCUCUCCUCUCCUCUCAUAUCUCCUCCUGAGAAGGAUAGACCUCUCCAGCUAUAAUCAGAGGAUAACUUGGGAGAGCCGAUACACAUCGAGAUGGAGCAUGUUGCGAGGUUCUUCUUCGGGGUCUGCGGCAAUGUCAUUGCUCUGUUCCUCUUCCUGUCUCCGGUGGUCACCUUCUGGAGGAUCAUCAAGAGGAAAUCGACGGAGGACUUCUCCGGCGUGCCAUACAACAUGACGCUGCUCAACUGCCUCCUAUCGGCAUGGUACGGUCUGCCGUUCGUGUCCCCGAACAACAUCCUGGUGACGACGAUCAACGGGACGGGGUCGGCGAUCGAGAUCAUCUACGUGGUGAUCUUCCUCAUCUACGCGGAGCGCAAGUCCAGGCACCGGAUGCUGGGACUCCUGGGCGUCGUCACCACCAUCUUCACCACGGUGGUGCUGGUCUCCCUGCUGGCGCUCCACGGCAAGGGCCGCAAGGUCUUCUGCGGCCUCGCCGCCACCGUCUUCUCCAUCUGCAUGUACGCGUCGCCGCUCUCCAUCAUGAGGCUGGUGGUGAAGACGAAGAGCGUGGAGUUCAUGCCGUUCCUGCUGUCCCUCUCCGUCUUCCUCUGCGGCACCUCAUGGUUCAUCUACGGCUUGCUCGGCCUCGACCCAUUUAUCUACAUCCCCAACGGGUGCGGGAGCUUCCUGGGCCUGGUGCAGCUCAUCCUCUACGCCAUCUACCGGAAGAACAAAGGCCCCGCCGCCGCACCAGCCGGCAAGGGUGACCCCGCAGAAACGGUCGACGAGGUGGAGGACGCCAAGAAAGCAGCCGCCACGGUGGAGAUGGCAGAGGCCAAGAUCAAGGUCGCCGACACUGUCGCCGCCGACGAGGCGGCCGUCGCAGCCCAGGUGUAGCCGUCGCAGAACCAAUGGACGUACGGGACGUUAGCAGCAUAAGGACGCUGCUCAAUUAAGUAGUCGUUGUUAAGCAGAUUGCUGGCUUUGUUCUGUUGAUUUGUUUCUUGGCUUGGUACAUUUGCCGCAAGCUGUGCGUAGCUCUCUUCCCGAAGGCCAAACUAAGAUGUACUAUGAUAUGAUGGGCCAUGGCAGGGAGAAUGACGCUGCAUGAACUGUACGCUAAGCUGUAUUUGCAAGUGUGAAGUUCUUGCUUCUUCUCUGCCA